AUGGAGCCCCGAAAUGUGUCCACUGUCACUGAAUUUCAGCUGUUAGGGUUCCAGAACCUUCUUGAAUGGCAGACCCUGCUCUUUGCCAUUUUCCUGCUUGUCUACGUCCUCACCAUCACAGGGAACAUUGCCAUCAUAGCAGCAGUGAGCCAGGACCAGCGACUGCACUCACCGAUGUACACGCUCCUCAAGCAUCUCUCCUUCCUGGAGAUCUGGUACACAUCCACCACUGUGCCUCUUCUCCUGUCCAACCUGCUGUCCUGGGGACAGGCCAUCUCCUUCUCCGCCUGUGUGGCACAGCUCUCCUUCUUUGUGUUCUUUGGGGCCACUGAGUGCUUUCUCCUGGUCGUGAUGGCCUAUGACCGAUAUCUGGCCAUCUGCAGCCCACUCCACUACUCCUUCCUCAUGAGUCCUGACGUUUGCACCAAGCUGGUGGCAAUCCCCUGGUUGACAAGGGUUAGCACAGGCCUUCUGCCUUCCCUGAUGAUUUCUAAAUUGGACUUCUGUGGACCCAACCAGAUCAAUCAUUUCUUCUGUGAUCUGCCUGCACUCCUGCAGCUCUCAUGUUCCAACGUUUAUGUCACCAAGAUGGCCAUCUUUAUCCUGUCAAUUGCUGUGUUGUGCAUUUGUUUUUUUCUGACACUGGUGUCCUAUGUUCUCAUUGUGUCUGCCAUAUUGAGAAUCCCUUUUGCCUCUGGCCGGAUGAAGACCUUUUCCACGUGUGGUUCCCAUCUGGCUGUCAUCACUAUCUACUAUGGGACCAUGAGCUCCAUGUAUGUGUGCCCAGAAGCCCACCCAUCACCUGAAGCCAACAAGAUCAUUUCUAUCUUCUACACCGUGGUCACUCCACUGCUGAACCCGGUUAUCUACAGCUUGAGGAACAAAGACUUCAAAGAAGCUGUUAGAAAGGCCAUGAGAAGGAAAUGUGGUGUCUAUGGAGUAAGAGUGAAAGGAAGCUUAUUUAUUAGGUGA
Molecule: messenger RNA, 972 nt
Organism: Lemur catta (Ring-tailed lemur)
Lineage: Eukaryota; Metazoa; Chordata; Mammalia; Primates; Lemuridae
Product: olfactory receptor 11L1-like
Exons: 1
Coding region: 1-972 (323 amino acids)
Biological process (GO): G protein-coupled receptor signaling pathway
Cellular component (GO): membrane
Molecular function (GO): G protein-coupled receptor activity; olfactory receptor activity
Source: RefSeq, a predicted model, not a curated record